UCUUUCUCGAGCACUUCCUCUGCAUCCAUUGGACCAUCAUCCAUACAUAUAUAUACAAAGCCGUCAUUCCAUUCCUCCCCCACCAACACAGCAAACGACACAGCUUCUUCCCCUCCUCCCUCGACGAAAUCGAAAAUCGACUCGAUUCGAUUCCACUUUAAACUAAGUAACGUGCAGCAGAUCCAUGGUGAAACCUUCCGCCAGCGAGAAAGAAGCAGCAGAAAGAAGUGACUCUUCCCGGUACAAGGGAGUAAGAAAGAGGAAAUGGGGGAAAUGGGUAUCAGAAAUCAGACUUCCCAAUAGCAGGGAAAGAAUAUGGCUUGGUUCUUAUGACACCCCAGAGAAAGCAGCUAGGGCUUUUGAUGCUGCCCUGUUCUGCUUGAGAGGUCGUAACGCCAAGUUCAAUUUCCCAAAUAGCCCACCUCAAAUCCCUGGUGCCGAAUCCCUCUCACACCCGCAAAUUCGAGCUGCUGCUGCCAGAUUUGCGAACGAGAAACAAUCACGAAAUCAUCAAUCACAGCCGCAAGAUCCUCAUUCACUAUCCACGUCUGAGUAUGCUUCCCCGUCGUCGACUUCGGAUGGGGCAGCAGCGGCGGAGAGUGAUGCGUCCAUCGAUUGGUCGUUCUUCGAUACGUUGCCGUCGUUGGAACUUGGCGAAGGAAUGUCAGAUUUUGGGAGACUUUCUGAGAUUCCAGAUUACUCUACCCAGUAUUUCGCCCCUCCUCAACCAAGUUCUUCUACCACUACUGCUACUGAAACUCCAACUUUUGAUGUUGUUGAUGAAGAAGAAGAUGGAGUGGACAAUGGAUCUGGGAUCCAUCAACAUCGUUCAUUUCUCUGGAACUUUUAAGGAUUAUUCUUCCAAAGGUUCCAAUCUCCCCGUAUAAUAUAAUAGUGACUGUAGUACUGUACAGUCGUACGCUUGACUGUACUGGAAUGGAGAGUUGACUCGGUGUUAGUCGGGAUUUUGGCGAGUUUUUUUGAAGCGCCGGAAUACUGACAUUUUGCUCAACGCCCGGACGAAUUCUUUUGGGGCGCCGGAUGGCCGUUCACCUUUUUUUCUUAUUAGUGACGUCAUCUCUCUUCUUUUUCUAUUUUUUUACCCUUACCCCUUUUUAUUUUGUUCCCAAAAAAAUUUAAAUUAAAACCAUACCUUUAGGUCAUAAUAAUAUCUUAGCUGAUUAGUUCAACUGUAAAACCCAAGCACCCCAUCUCUCUCUUUUGUUUUUUGGUUGCAUAAGCAAUUCUUUAUGAUAUUAAUGAAAUACUUUUGAUAUUUCCUUC
This is a messenger RNA of Macadamia integrifolia, 1284 nucleotides long. Its product is annotated as ethylene-responsive transcription factor ERF017-like. Gene Ontology annotation, molecular function: DNA-binding transcription factor activity; DNA binding. The transcript has a single exon. Gene Ontology annotation, biological process: regulation of DNA-templated transcription. The coding region runs from base 185 to 850 and encodes 221 amino acids. The record is from RefSeq and is a predicted model, not a curated record. NCBI's taxonomy places the organism in Eukaryota, Viridiplantae, Streptophyta, Magnoliopsida, Proteales, Proteaceae.